This is a messenger RNA of Thermothielavioides terrestris NRRL 8126, 2027 nucleotides long. RefSeq lists its product as uncharacterized. Bases 278 to 1882 code for a protein of 534 amino acids. The record is from RefSeq and is a predicted model, not a curated record. The transcript has 4 exons. Lineage: Eukaryota; Fungi; Ascomycota; Sordariomycetes; Sordariales; Chaetomiaceae.
CCAGAGCCCAGACUGAGAGCCCUCCAGCUACCAGACUUGGGCUACACACUUCUCCGUCCUCGUGGGUGUGCACCCCCCUGCCACCCCGAGCCAGCUGCGUCUGCGGUCUUUGCUCUUUGCACAUAACUUACGGAAGCAAGAAGCACGAACGAGGACAAUCGAUCCCCCCUGAACUGCACUUCCUCCUGUUGCUUCGUAGAGAUUGGCUUCCCCUCCUCUGAAGUAGCCGAUUCACCGUCUCCACAGCCCUCCUCCUACCUACACUUGUGCAUAUACAAUGUCGGAACGACGCAACAGCCUGUCGCCGCCAGAGCGACGGGACACGGCUGAUCCAGGUGCCCGCGAGCUCGCAGAGGCAUCCGACUCCGAAGAGCACUACUCCGACGCCCGGUCCGGGCCUGUCUCGCCCGCCAGAGCCUCGCCCAUUCCGCGGACCAGAGUCGAGAAGGUCGACGACCGGCCCGCCUACGGAGAAGUUCCCGGCACCGAGGCGUAUCGCAUGAGGGAGGAGGACGCAGAGCCGGAUGAGAUUGCCAUCAUCCCCGACCAGAGCAGUUCCUCGCCGCCCGAGCCAGAGCCCGAGCACCCGCCGCGCCCGCCAACCCCCGGUGGGCGCCCCAUCCCAAAGACGGUGGUGGAGGAGACGCCAGACGGUGAGGGCGCCGUGACGCACCCUGAGAACAGGCAAAGGCGCAAGUCGGAUGCCCACCCCGACGUGGUAGUCAAGGCCGACGGGCAAAGGAUCGAGGAGGGCGGGGCAGCAGCAAAUGAUACUCCAAUACCAUCUCUCAGUACUCCCCCCACUCCAGCUCGCGCAAGGAGGAAAUCAUCGCUUGCUCUGAAACGAUCUCCGUUGAGUCCUGGUUUCCCAGCGCCCGAAAGUACUCCCGACGACGGGCAAGCUGAGGACGACGACUUCGGCGAUGACUUUGACGAGUUCGAGGAGGGCGGAGAAGACGAUGACUUUGACGACUUCGACGACGGCUUCCAGGAAGCAGGACACACGCCUGCUCCACCACAACCUCCUCCUCCUCCUCAGCCGUCCGCCCCGGCCGCUCCGUCCCUCCCCUUCCCCAUCCCCACCUUCGACGACCUCUCCCCGGCCGAAAUCCACACCCUCACGGAACCUUACCUAGCCGCCCUCUUCCCUCCUACCCCGCCAUCCCCUCUAUCCUCAACAGCAACAGCAGCAACAAAAGAAAACCCCGUCUUCCUCACCCCGCGCUCCGCCUCGCUCUGGUCGCAGCUCGUCGCCCCGCCGCCGCUGCAGCCGCCCGACUGGAUCCGCUCGCGCAUCCGCCGCCUCUUCCUCGUCUCGCUCGGCGUGCCCGUCGACCUCGACGAGAUCCUGCCGGCCUCCUCCAAGCAGAAGAAGCUCGUCCUGCCCUCGCUGCGCCGCCGCGCCUCCUCCUCGUCCGGCUCCCCGCGCCGCGCCUCCGCCGACGCCCGCUCGUUCAGCUCGACCGCCGCCGAAGGCGGCGUGGGCGGGCCGGACAGGAAGAGCACCGGCUUGGCGUCGCAGCUCGGUGCGGGGACGACGACAGCUGCGGAAGCAGCAGCAGCCGCGGGUGCGGCGGAGGGGGGAGGAGGGAAGAGAGCGGCUGGUGGUGAUGGCGGCGGUGCGGGGGCGGACAACAGUCCUGAGAGGAGGUUCGACUUGGUGUCGGCGCGACAGGCGUGCAUCCUGACGGACGCGGCGCUGAACGGCAUGACGGACGGGGAGCUGCGCGAGCACGUGCAGCGGCUGGAGGCGAUGCAGGACACGGCGCAGCGGGUGCUGGCGUACUGGCAGAAGCGGACGGACGAGAAGAUCGGGGAUCGGGAGGCGUUCGAGGGGGUGAUUGAAAACCUGGUGAAGCACGCUCGGAAGGUGAGGAAAUGACGUGCGCCAGACAGUUUGAUAGAGUAUGAGAAGGAAAUGGAAUGAGGCUGUGGCAGUAGGUAGGGAAUAGAGAGGAAGAGGCGCUAUGGCUGCAAGGUACCGGUUCCAGGUCGGCAGAUGUUCAGGGGUACAACAGUGUCAGGAA